Molecule: messenger RNA, 175 nt
Organism: Bemisia tabaci
Lineage: Eukaryota; Metazoa; Arthropoda; Insecta; Hemiptera; Aleyrodidae
Source: RefSeq, a predicted model, not a curated record
CGAAAUGGAUUUGGAUACAGCCCUGGACGAGGCCAAGACUGCGAUCAACCUAUUCUUCAAUAACAAAUUCAACGAAGCCAAAGAAAUGAUGAAACCCUGGGUUGGAACCAGUAUGUAUCACACAAUAGGGAAUUCUGUAUUCGAUUUCUUAGAGGCUGUCCUAACUUUUAACCAG